UGUAUCCUUCUCUUUCUCUCCAACAGGUUAAUCAAGUUUUACAAGGAAAAAGAAAAAUGUCAAUUUCCCGUUGACGGUAGUUUAGAGGUUUUGUCAUUGUCAAUUACAACUUCUCUGUACCAUCAAUCCUCACUAAGAAAGAAUGAAAUUUUGUUGAGAAAAAUCCUCCAACAAGAGAAAACAAAAAAUCAGAUUUAGAAUCAGGAUUUUGAUCUGAAUUCAAUUAUCAACACAACACAGUAGGGGUGAAACAACUACAUUCCGAACAAUGUCGAUGUCUAAUGAUGUUCAUCCAUGUUGUACAGGGUAUUUUUAGUGCCAAGGGAGAUAAAUAUUACCUAAAAGAAAUACAAUGUCGUUGAAUGAAAAUAACGGUGGUGCCGGUGGCGGUGCCAGUGGAAGCACCACCAAAAGCAAUGGAGGACAGACAGUGAAAUUUGCAAGGAGAACUUCGAGUGGACGUUACGUGAGCCUUUCAUCAAAAGAGGAUUUUGAUGUGUCCGGUGAAUUUUCUGGGGAUUACACAAAUUAUACAGUCCACCUUCCACCGACCCCGGAUAAUCAACCAAUGGAUACAUCGGUUGCUGUUAAGGCUGAAGAACAAUACGUUUCGAAUUCUUUGUUUACUGGAGGAUUCAAUAGCGUAACCAGGGCGCAUCUCAUGGACAAGGUGAUCGAGUCCGAGGUGAAACAUCCACAAAUGGCUGGAGCAAGGGGUUCUUCAUGUAGAAUGCCUGCUUGUGAUGGCAAAACCAUGAAAGAUGAAAGAGGAAACGAUGUUGCUCCUUGUGAAUGCAGGUUCAAGAUCUGCAGAGAUUGUUAUAUGGAUGCACAAAAGGACACAGGUAUCUGUCCUGGAUGUAAAGAACCAUAUAAGAUUGGAGAUUUUGAUGACGAUAUACCAGAUUUUUCAAGUGGGGCAUUGCCAUUGCCAGCUCCGGACUCAAACAGGUCAGUAGCAAAAGCAAACAACAAUAGCAAGGCAUUGCUCAAGAGGAACCAAACAGGAGAAUUCGAUCACAACCGAUGGUUGUUCGAGACUAAGGGAACAUAUGGUUAUGGAAAUGCUUUCUGGCCAAAAGAUGAUAUUUACAUGGAUGAUCUGGAUGAUGGGCUCAAAGGAGGAAUGGUUGAAACCAUGGAUAAACCUUGGAGGGCUCUCAGUCGAAGAAUUCCCAUCCCUGCUGCUAUUAUUAGUCCUUACCGGCUGUUGAUAGCUGUCAGAGGUAUAGGACUAAUUUUCUUCUUGACGUGGCGUGUUCAACAUCCGAAUCCUGAUGCAAGGUGGCUAUGGGCAAUGUCAAUCACAUGUGAAUUAUGGUUUGCAUUUUCAUGGAUACUUGAUCAAAUACCAAAACUUUGUCCUAUAAAUAGAUCUACGGAUCUUUCAGUUUUACGAGACAAAUUUGAUAUGCCAUCACCUUCAAACCCAACUGGAAGAUCAGACCUCCCAGGUGUUGAUGUCUUCGUAUCUACAGCUGACCCUGACAAAGAACCACCUUUAGUCACUGCUAACACUAUACUUUCUAUUUUGGCGGUCGACUAUCCAGUUGAGAAAGUAGCUUGUUAUGUGUCAGACGAUGGUGGUGCAUUACUUACAUUUGAAGCCAUGGCUGAAGCUGCAAGUUUCGCAAAUUUAUGGGUGCCAUUUUGCAGAAAACAUAAUAUUGAACCCAGGAAUCCUGAUAGUUACUUUAGUAUGAAAACUGACCCGACAAAGAACAAGAGUAAGCCAGAUUUUGUGAAGGAUAGAAGAAGGAUUAAAAGAGAGUAUGAUGAGUUUAAGGUUAGAAUAAACGGAUUACCGGACUCAAUUAGAAGAAGAUCAGAAGCAUUCAAUGCCAGAGAAGAAAUGAAAAAACUGAAACAAAUGAGAGAGGGUGGUGAUCCAAUGGAACCUAUUAAAGUUCAAAAGGCUACUUGGAUGGCUGAUGGUACACACUGGCCUGGAACUUGGGCUAAUCCUGCCCCUGACCAUGCCAAAGGUAACCAUCCUGGGAUUCUUCAGGUAAUGCUAAAGCCCCCAAGUUGUGACGCAUUAUUGGGAUGUGAAGAAGACAGCCUUAUAGACUUCACCGAUGUUGAUAUACGCCUACCCAUGUUUGUUUAUGUCUCACGAGAAAAACGGCCUGGUUAUGACCACAACAAGAAAGCUGGUGCCAUGAAUUGCUUGGUUCGAGCUUCAGCUAUCUUGUCUAAUGGUCCUUUCAUCCUUAAUCUUGAUUGUGAUCACUACAUUUAUAAUUGCAAAGCCAUCCGGGAGGGGAUGUGCUUCAUGAUGGAUAGAGGUGGUGAAAAUAUCUGUUACAUUCAGUUUCCUCAAAGGUUUGAAGGUAUUGAUCCCUCUGAUCGAUAUGCUAAUAACAAUACUGUCUUCUUCGACGGAAAUAUGCGUGCUCUUGAUGGUGUACAGGGUCCAGUUUAUGUAGGAACUGGUUGUAUGUUUAGGCGAUUUGCGUUGUAUGGGUUUGAUCCACCUACACCAAAGAAGGCAGAAUCAAUGCUUAGUUCUGACACACAUGUUCUUCAUCCAAAUGAGCUUGACCCUGAACUUGAUGUUAAUUUACUACCAAAAAGGUUUGGAAAUUCCACAUUGUUAGCAGAGUCUAUUCCUAUAGCUGAGUACCAGGGCCGUCCACUUGCUGAUCACCCGAUGGUUAAAUACGGUCGACCACCAGGCAUCCUCAGGGUUCCUAGGGAACCACUAGAUGCUACUACCGUUGCUGAGGCUGUCUCGGCAAUCUCUUGUUGGUAUGAAGACCAGACUGAAUGGGGAGACAGAGUGGGGUGGAUUUACGGGUCUGUCACAGAAGACGUUGUAACAGGCUACCGCAUGCAUAACAGAGGCUGGCAUUCAGUCUAUUGCAUCACUAAACGUGAUGCCUUCCGAGGCUCUGCACCAAUCAAUCUCACAGAUCGGCUCCAUCAAGUCCUUCGAUGGGCAACAGGCUCCGUGGAGAUCUUCUUCUCUGGAAAUAAUGCCUUUCUGGCAACUAGAAAGCUCAAGUUCCUGCAACGUCUUGCUUACCUUAAUGUUGGCAUCUAUCCAUUUACUUCCUUCUUCCUCAUUGUAUACUGCUUCCUUCCUGCCUUGUCUCUCUUCUCCGGCCAGUUCAUUGUGCAGAGCUUAAGUAUUACUUUCCUCAUCUACCUUCUUCUCAUAACUAUUUGUCUCAUUUCACUGGCCAUCUUGGAAGUAAAAUGGGCUCAAAUUAGUUUAGAGGAAUGGUGGAGGAAUGAGCAGUUCUGGCUCAUUUCUGGUACCAGUGCUCAUUUAGCUGCCGUUAUUCAAGGUUUAUUGAAAGUCAUGGCAGGUAUUGAGAUUUCCUUCACUUUGACAUCCAAAGCAGCGGGAGAAGAAGGUAACGACGAUAUUUACGCAGAAUUGUACCUAGUGAAAUGGACUUCACUUAUGAUCCCACCGAUUGUAAUCGCAUUAGUCAAUAUAAUUGCGAUUAUAUUUGCAUUCUCAAGGACAGUAUUCAGCGCGUCUCCAGAAUGGAGUAAACUUAUGGGCGGAACUUUCUUUAGCUCUUGGGUUUUAGCUCAUUUAUAUCCAUUUGCUAAGGGAUUGAUGGGGAGAAGAGCUAAGACUCCAACAAUUGUGUAUGUCUGGUCAGGCUUGAUUGCAAUAACUGUAUCAUUGCUUUGGCUCGCUAUGAAUCCACCAGGUGAAUCACCCACGAUUGUCAUUGGAGGAAGUGGAGGAGGAGGUGGAGGUGGAGGGGGAGGGGGAGGAGGUGGAGGAGGCUUCAGUUUUCCCUAAUUAAGAUUGGAGGGUUAAGCUGCGCCUCUUAUAGUCGGUUUUCAUAUAUGGGGGUUUUCUUUUGCUUUCUGGACGGAAACUUGUAUUUUCAUGAGACUUGAUGUAAUUUGAUUUCCUUUUCAACUUUUUAAAUUGUCACCAACAUUGAAGCUUCCCUGAUGAACCAAAUGAUAGUACGAGUGUUCUGGA
Papaver somniferum (opium poppy) is the source of this 3955-nucleotide messenger RNA. RefSeq names its product cellulose synthase-like protein D4. Gene Ontology annotation, biological process: cellulose biosynthetic process; plant-type primary cell wall biogenesis. Bases 353 to 3766 code for a protein of 1137 amino acids. NCBI's taxonomy places the organism in Eukaryota, Viridiplantae, Streptophyta, Magnoliopsida, Ranunculales, Papaveraceae. Gene Ontology annotation, cellular component: plasma membrane; trans-Golgi network. Gene Ontology annotation, molecular function: mannan synthase activity; cellulose synthase (UDP-forming) activity. The record is from RefSeq and is a predicted model, not a curated record. The transcript has 7 exons.